AUGAUAAAUGGUAUUACUUACAAGUGUGGAGAUGGUGCGCAUCUCAACAUCUCAAACGAGUGUGUCGGCUGUGUUUCUGUCUCGGUUUGCCAAUUAUCAAAGACCAAAAUAAUACCAUUACAGUGUCAAACCAAUUAUAUAUUUGACACGACUCCAAACCAAUGUGUUACAGAUGAUAAUUGCCAUACAGUAAAAUAUGGGUUUUGCACCAAAUACAAAUCUGAUUUAAAUUACAUAUCACAGGAAGGUGCUCAAAGUGUCAAACCACCAACUGUGUGUUUGGACGGCUUUGUGAAAUACACUGACACUUGGUGUGUAUCAAAGAGUGUUAUAUCAACAUGCAAAACAUUUAGUUUGGGUGGAUGUGUUGUAUGCAGUGAGGGGUAUUACCAGACAGACGCAAAGAACAUAGAAAACAAGUAUGAUUACUGUGUUCCAAUAGAAUCCACAACAGUCACAAAUUGCAAGAGAUACAGCGCACAGAACACCAAAUGUGUAGAGUGUCUUGAUGCAUUCAAAUUGAAAAGUGGAAUUUGUGCUGAGACAUUCGAUGAAAACGACAAACUCAAAACAGACACGAAAACAGCAACAGAGACUUCUUGUCAAAUAAGAAACAACAAAGGAUGCCAACACUGCGCUGAUGGGUAUUACAACAUCAACAAUGAGUGUAUUCAAUGUGAAAACGACUGUUUAAAGAGUUGUCACAUUGCACUGCCUGGUGGAGGUGGAUGUGCAAUCUGUAACAGUGGGUAUUAUCGGGAGGGCAUUAGUUGUACAUCAUGUGAAGAGUCGUGUGCACUUUGUGUGAACAGUUACGAGUGUCUUGCAUGCAAAGACGGCUAUUUCAACAUCCCAGUGAAGGCA
This is a messenger RNA of Entamoeba invadens IP1, 864 nucleotides long. RefSeq lists its product as hypothetical. NCBI's taxonomy places the organism in Eukaryota, Evosea, Mastigamoebida, Endamoebidae. The record is from RefSeq and is a predicted model, not a curated record. The annotation marks the transcript as partial. The transcript is spliced from 3 exons.